Messenger RNA from Theileria orientalis strain Shintoku, 939 nucleotides. RefSeq lists its product as uncharacterized. Gene Ontology annotation, cellular component: plasma membrane; SNARE complex; endomembrane system. Gene Ontology annotation, biological process: vesicle fusion; exocytosis; intracellular protein transport. The record is from RefSeq and is a predicted model, not a curated record. Gene Ontology annotation, molecular function: SNAP receptor activity; SNARE binding. NCBI's taxonomy places the organism in Eukaryota, Apicomplexa, Aconoidasida, Piroplasmida, Theileriidae. The transcript has 4 exons. Bases 1 to 939 code for a protein of 312 amino acids.
AUGUUUAACAGAACUUUGCAGCUCAAAGAUGUGUAUAAUGGAGUUCCCUGUGAUUUUUCAUACAACAGGGAAUUCUUAAUUACAACAUCAGAAAACAAGUUCAUAGCCGAUUCCAAUUUUGGCGUGAUGGUAGAAACUACUUUCAGUAGUGACUUCACCAAGUUCAUGGACGAGAUUGAGACCAUUAAGAAGAUGAUAGACACUAUAGAGGAAGGAGCUCGAUCCAUAACUAAGUUGAUGCACCUGAACACGGAAGUUGUAACUGAAAAGCAGAGGACGGACAUCAGCACAAACAUGAACGCACUUAUCAAUAGAACCAACAUGGUGUGUACGCAGUGUAAAGAGUCCACAACCAGCCUUCAGAAGUUCCUCGACAAAGGAAGCAGUUCCACCGAAAACAGAAUGAGGGCAAACGCAUACAAUGUGGCAGUGAAGCACUUUAGAAACGCCCUGAAACGGUACCAAACGUCACAAAUAGAUUACAAGAAGUCUAUCACUGAUAAAUCAAAGAGACAGCUCCAUCUGAUAUAUCCAGAAAUGGACGAGGAGGAGCUGGAUAAACUCGCAAAUAAUCCGAACGCACAACAGACAGUAGAGCAAAUCGCACGUUCAAAUUUCCUAGGGAAUGUGUCCCUGAGGGACGCAGUUUCCAAUAUUCAGGGGAAAUAUAAUGACAUAUUGGCUCUAGAACAGAGCAUGGAACAACUGAAACAGAUGAUGGUUGAGCUGGCGGCAGUCGUCAGCUACCAGGGGGAGUUGAUCGACCAAAUUGAGCACAACGCACUCAAGGCGGUGGAUUACACGGGAAGGGCCAACGAGCAGCUGCAAAAGGCCCAGGAUAACAAGAAGAAGGGGAGCAAGCUCCUAACGUGGUUUACUGCAAUCGUGGUCCUCGUUGGACUUGGCAUCAUGAUUCCUAUACUCCUUAAGAUAACUUGA